GCCGCUGCCGCGCGCAGGACAGAUUGAUUCACUUUGGGGCUAUAAGUACUGAUGUAUUAGGGUGCAGCGCUCAUUGUUCAUUGAUGCAGAGUCUCAAAAUGAAUAUUCAAGAGCAGGGUUUCCCCUUGGACCUCGCAAGUUUCACCGAAGAUGCCCCCAGACCUCCAGUGCCUGGUGAGGAGGGUGAACUGGUGUCCACAGACCCCAGGCCUGUCAGCCACAGCUUCUGCUCCCGGAAAGGUGUUGGUAUUAAAGGCGAAACUUCAACAGCCACUCCGAGGCGCUCAGAUCUGGACCUGGGGCAUGAGCCUGAGGGCAGUGCUUCACCCACCCCACCGUACUUGAAGUGGGCCAAGUCACUGCACUCCUUACUAGACGAUCAAGAUGGGAUAAACCUGUUUAGGACUUUCCUGAAGCAGGAGGACUGUGCUGACCUGCUGGACUUCUGGUUUGUCUGCACCGGCUUCAGGAAACUGGAGCCCUGCGACUCGAAUGAGGAAAAGAGACUGAAGCUGGCCAAAGCUAUCUACCGAAAGUACAUCCUUGAUAACAAUGGCAUCGUAUCCAGGCAAACUAAGCCAGCCACCAAGAGUUUCAUAAAGGACUGCAUUAUGAAGCAGCUGAUUGAUCCUGCCAUGUUUGACCAGGCCCAGACUGAAAUCCAAUCUACCAUGGAGGAGAAUACUUACCCCUCCUUCCUCAAGUCUGAUAUUUAUUUGGAAUACACAAGGACAGGUUCAGAGAGCCCAAAGCUCUGUAGUGACCAGAGCUCUGGGUCAGGGACAGGGAAGGGCAUAUCUGGAUAUCUGCCCACUUUGAACGAAGACGAGGAAUGGAAAUGUGACCAAGAUAUAGAUGAAGAUGAUGGCAGAGACCCUGCUCCCGCCGGUAGGGUGACACAGAAGCUGCUCCAGGAAACAGCUGCCCCUCGGGCCUCCUCAAGUAGACGGUACAGCAAAGGCAGAGAAUUCAGAUAUGGAUCCUGGCGGGAGCCUGUCCACCCCUACUAUGUCAACUCUGGCUAUGCCCUCGCUCCAGCCACCAGCACCAAUGACAGUGAGCAGCAGAGCCUCUCCAGCGACGCAGACAGCCUAUCCCUCACUGACAGCAGUGUGGAUGGCAUCCCACCAUACAGGAUCCCUAAGCAGCACCGCAGGGAGAUGCAGGAGAGCGUCCAGGUCAACGGGUGAGUGCCUCUACCUCACAUUCCUCGUACUUACCGAAUACCAAAGGAAAUUCGCGUGGAGCCCCAGAAGUUCGCUGCAGAGCUCAUCCACCGCCUGGAGGCUGUUCAGCGGACUCGGGAGGCAGAGGAGAAGCUAGAGGAGUGACUGAUGGUGCGGAUGGAGGAAGAAGGGGAGGAUGGCGAUGUGUCCUCUGCCCCCCCUGGGGCCAGUCAUAAGCUGCCUUUGGCCCCGGCCUGGCACAGCUUCCCACCCCGCUACACGGACGUAGGCUGCACAGGGCUGCGGGAUGCACAUGAGGAGAACCCCGAGAUCAUCCUGGAUGAGCAUGUGCAGCAGGUUAUGAGGACUCCAGGCUGCCAGUCGCCCGGGCCUGGCCACCGAUCCCCUGACAGCGGACACAUGCCCAAGAUGUCAGGAGUGCUGGGGGGUACAACCUUGGGGCACAGUAAGCACGUGCCCAAAUUGGGGGCAAAGCUAGAAGCGGCUGGCCUGCAUCUCCAUAGGCACAGCCACCACCACAGCCACCAUGGUGUGGCCAGGCCCAAGGAGCAGGCUGAGGCCGAGGCCAUCCGCCGGGUCCAGAGCAGCUUUGCAUGGGGCCCGGAGCUGCACAGUCACACAGCCAAGACCCGAAGCCACUUAGAGAGUGUGGGCACCACCCCCAAUGCCAACGACAGCCUGGCCUACAGUGGGAAGGCCGGCACAACCUCCAAAAGAAAUGCCAAGAAGACUGAGUCAGGGAAGAGUGCCAGUACUGAGGUGCCAGGCCCUUCAGAGGACUCAGAGAAGAACCAGAAGAUCAUGCAGUGGAUCAUUGAGGGGGAGAAGGAGAUCAGCAGGCACAGGAAGGCUGGCCACAGGUAA
Molecule: messenger RNA, 2051 nt
Organism: Myotis myotis
Lineage: Eukaryota; Metazoa; Chordata; Mammalia; Chiroptera; Vespertilionidae
Product: axin-1-like
Biological process (GO): negative regulation of canonical Wnt signaling pathway
Source: RefSeq, a predicted model, not a curated record